Xyrichtys novacula (pearly razorfish) is the source of this 6206-nucleotide messenger RNA. The record is from the annotation of a GenBank genome assembly. Lineage: Eukaryota; Metazoa; Chordata; Actinopteri; Labriformes; Labridae.
AGCCAAUCAGAGAGCAGAACGCAGCUGUCGCGUAUUUUGAACUGCGAGGAAGAAGCAACGGACUGUUUGGAGAGCAGACAGACGGGGACACUCCACUCGUGUUUUUUCCAAGUUUCUGUUGUUUUUGGUCUGUUUACUAAGUCUGAGGCUCAGUGUGGAAUUAAAACAUGAGGAGGAGGUAAGAUUAAAUCGUUCUUUUCCGGACAUGGAGACAUAUUUUGUGAAACUACAUUGAAUAUUAGCUGAAUGGGGUCGUCGAGGAUCGUUAACCUUUCAUUCACUUUGACAGCAGCGGGUAGUUAACUCUUAAAGUUGUAGUUAUCUCAGUCUAAUGAGUGAAUUUAAUGUAUUUAAUGAAUUUUAAAACUUUUUAGUUAACUUAGAAGCCUGAUAAAGUGUUUGAUGGUGUCUGCUGUUCGGCUGUAUGUUUCCACAGUGAGGUGCUGGCAGCAGAGGCGGUGUCCUGCCUGAAUAAAGCUCUGAUCCACCUGAAGGACAUCUGGGAGGAGAUCGGGAUCCCGGAGGACCAGAGACUACAGAGGACUAAUGUUGUCAAGAACCACAUCAAGGUGAGACCAUCAGGAGGACAUUUGACUUUUGGGCAGAUUAGUGCAAACGUGUGGGUGCAUGCUGGUUUUAUAAUAAUAAUAAAAAUAAUAAUAAUAAUAACAAACGUGAUUUAUGUUGAACCUUUCAAGAAUUAACCCUGUAAUUUACGAGUGACCAUCUUCAGUUACCUUCUAGUCAUCAGUCUCACAUCACUUUUAGAGGUCUGAAACUAUGGAAAGAUCUGGAUGUAUCUCUAAAAUCAAUAUCAUCCCUCAAGUCCUUUAAAAUAUCAUUAAAAUCUCAUCUGAUCGUGUCUUUAACACAUCAUUAUUUGUUAUGAUCAUGUUUCUUUCCUUUUUAUGAAUGUUUGAUAAUGGCAAUUUGUAUCUGUUUGACCUUUCCCUAAUCAUGGUAUAUUUGUAACCUGUCUAUGUCCGAGUUACUUUGUCGUCUGCACCUUAUGCUUCCUCUGCCCUGACGGGAAUGGAACUUUGUAUAAACGUAUUGGCUUCAAUACAAAUACAUUAGAUAGAAUAGUUGACAGUGUCUGCACAUGUAUAAUACUUAUGUGUUUCCCUGUUUGUUUACCAGAACUUGCUAGAAAUGAUGAUCAAAGAGGAGGAGGCUCUAAGGAAGAGGCUGAUAAGCAGCAUUGAAACCUGCCGAGCAGAGAUGGAGAAGCUUUGCCUGGAUCUCCAGCUGCCUCUGUUUGAGGUAAAACAGGUUUUCAGGAGAAUCUUUCUGUUACUGUUGUUCUGAAUUUACCCGCUCAUGUCUGUUUCUUUAAAAGUUCUUUUCCACUCUUGGAGCAGUAGUCCAAAGAAAAAACCUGAGACAGUGGUUUUGUUGUCUCCUGUCUAUGUUCAGGAGGAGAGCGGUAUCAGCAUGCUCCAGCGGGAGAAGAACAUCCGCACACAGGUGGAGGCUCUGAUGAAGGAGAAGAACCAGCGGAUGCAGCAGCUAAAGGCUCUUCUAGACCAGGACCAGGACCUGUGUGACAUCCUCUGCUCCAUGUCUUAUGGUAUCGCACCGGACUCCGUCCCCUCAGUGGAACAGCUGGAGAACUUCCGGCAGCACAUCGCCAACCAGAACGAAGAGAAGGUGGGCUGGAUUAUCUGCUCUUCUGGUUUGAUAAAGUUCAUAUUUUCAGCUCACGUUUAAAGGAUUUUUACAUCAAUAUGAUUGAAAUGAAUCUGCUGUAUUUGAGUUUGAAGUCCAUCAGAUGGCUCUAAGGUCUUAGUAGCUCUUGUUGACUAACAUUUUUGUAUUUGAGGCAAGUAGGAACUUUUGGGAGUGAAAAUAUGAAUUGAAAAAGGUUAGUCAUACAUCUCAGGGCUGUUAUACGGAUCGCCCUCUUUCCAUAUGAUCAUAUUUGAGCUAUAUUAGAGUCUUGGUGUCAUUUUUAGAAAGUUAAACAGAUGAUGGAAUGACCAGCCUUAGUGUUGUUCUGCAGCGAAACACUGAAAAAUGUGGAUUAUUAAUAAAACAAACUUUCUUACCUGGCUUAUAUGAGAACAAAAAAAAAGUCAUUCAAAGGUCGACAAAGUGACUGCACGGAUUUGAAGAUGUUUUGCUUCUCAUGUUUCAGGCGAGGCGUUACGCUGAGUUCACAGAAAUUAAAAAGCAGAUCAUCUUACACAUGGAGGAGCUGGACCACAUCCCUGAGACCAGCUUUGAGAAGGACGUGGUCUGUGAGGACGAGGACUCUUUCUGUCUCUCCAGAGACAACAUCACUUCACUCAAACUGCUCCUCUGUCAGGUGAGGGUUUUGGAUUUAGUGAGAUUAUAAAUCCUUGUGAUAAACUUCUUGGUCCGAGAGCUGACCAGCUGAUUUUUUUAUGCUAUAUUCAGUCCGAUCCAACGUGUGAAAUAAACAGUUUUAAGUUUGACUGAGAUGGUUCACAGUCACAGCUCAGGCAGCAGAGAUUGAGCAGAGAUAAUCAGUGACGGCGUUUUCAUUCCACAGCUGGAAGAGCGAAAAGCCGAGAACGAGGCGAGGUGUGAAAGUCACAGGGAGAAGAUUCAGCAGCUGUGGGACAGACUGCAGGUCCCUCAGGAGGAAAGGGCAGCCUUCAACGAACACAUGGUCACAUCCAGGAGGAGGAACCUAGAAGCGGUGAGAGCAAACUCGCCACCUGUGCUCCUGAUUUCACCCACAGUUAUUCUCCCAGUUUCACACUUUUCUGGUCUUUUCUCAGUUACGAGCAGAAGUUCAGCGUCUGGAGGAGCUCAAACUGCUCAACAUCCGAAAUGUUACAGACGCCAUCCGCUCUGAGAUCGCUGUAUUCUGGGAAAAGUGUUUCUUCAGUAUCGACCAGAGGCAGGAUUUUUCACCGUACUUUAGCGGUAGGUUCAUUUGUUCGUCAUCUCAGCUGUUUAAAUCUCUAAGAACACGUCGCGUGUCAGGUGUACUGAGACAUCUAUCAUCUGAUUUUAGAGGAUUUUACUGAAGAGCUGCUGAGUCUGCACGAUGCUGAGAUCCAGCGCUUGAAGCAGCACUACGAAGAUCACAAGGAGCUUUUCGACGGAGUUCAUCAGUGGGAGGAGAGCUGGAGACUCUUCCUGGAGUUGGAGGUGUGUACGCUCUGAGACGAAAAGAAAUGAGUAAACAUCUGAAGCUUUAUUGUGGCACAAACUAAGAGCUAUAACAGCAUGGAUUCACUUUUUUUUAACAUUUUUUUAACCUUCUUAUCCCAAGAAAAAAGCUACUGAUCCGACUCGGUUCACUAACAGAGGAGGAAACCUUCUCAAAGAGGAGAAGCAGAGGUCCGAGCUCCUGAAGAGCCUGCCCAAGGUCAGAUAUCAACAUAGAUCAUGAAGUCCUAGCACUAAACUUAUUUUUCUUUACAGUAACUAACUGAUAUGUGUGUAUGUGUCGUUUCUCCUCAGUUGGAGAAGAAGCUGAAAUCUCAGAUCGACACGUGGGAAAGUGAACAGGGUCGCGAGUUUCUGGUGAAUGGACAGAAGUUCCUGCAGUACGUGGAGGAACAGUGGGAGCUGCACAGAGUAGAGAAGGAGAGGGAGAAGCAGGAGCGGGUAAAGCAGAGAGCUUGUUGAAUUAUCAGCUGAUCCUGUUUGUUGUCUGAGGAACACGCUGACACAUCUCUGUGCAAACUCCAAACAGCAUCUGAAGAAGAGCAAACAGACAGAGGUGGACAUGCUGUACGGAACCACGGUGCAGACUCCCACCAAACGCAGGUUCCUCGGCACCACCACCCCGAGCAAAACACGCAAGGUACAAACCCGCUCUGUUUCUUACAUGUAUCGGGUUUGAUACUAAAUCAUUCGUAGGUCGUCUGGCUCUUUGGGCUCUAACCAUCUUUACUCUUCUGUCAGUUUAACGCCACUUCCAGCAUCUCUAGCGCCACCUCUAACAGCACCAUGCGCUCUGCCUUUGGUGGAACCGUCUGCCGCUCGCCUGUGCCCCGUCCACCGCUUUCAGUGAACAAGGUUGGUAACGCCUUCAACGUGUUAAUUCGACAACCAUCCGUGUCGAUGAAUCAAAAGCUCAGAUUAUCCCAGUCGCUCUUUCUUGGGAGAGUUCUUUUUGCAGUUAGUUUUUUUCUUCUCUAACCGGUACUCAAACAUCUGAACACUAUCCUUCUCUUGUCUUGAACUCACUGGGAUUGGUCAGGAAAGUGAGGCGUACUGCUGCUGAACUCAGCCGUCUACUCUCCAGCUCUGAUUGUGUUGGAUAGAGAUCUCUGGACAAAGUUGUUUCCUUGAGAAAACUUAACAGAAACUCGUCAUACUCACGUUUCAAACACCUAUAGAGGAGUUCUAUAUGAUUUGCAGCUCUAAAAACUCCUCAUCUAUCUUAGACUGAAAUCUGUGAAGCUCCCCAUUAUGUGUUUUAUAACCUCUUGUUAGCUAAGGCUCUCCUUCACAACCAAAUGAUAGUAAAAAUUAUGAUUAUUAUUAUUAUGAGCCACUUUUUGGCACACAAAUCACAGAUCAAUGUUUCUCCUGAAUUAAUUUGUGAUCCAUUAAACAAAGGGGAAGGUAAGACGCCCAGUUCAGUCUUCAGCUCUGAAACUCUGAUGCGAGUCCCAUGUUUGUCCCUCAGGCUCCAGCACCACGAACGCCGGGCAGUAAGCCCCCCCACCCACGACUGCAAGGCUGCAACAAGGAGAACGAGCUCCGGCUGAAGGGGUCCCCUCUGAGCGGUGGGUUGCUGAGCGCCGCUAGUCCACAGCGUAACUUCAGCAUGACCUCUGUUGCCAGCACAUAUUCCGAGUUUGUGGUAAUUGAAAGUUUUGUGUUUCCUCUCUCCUCUCCGCACGAUUGUCUCGUUUCUGUGCAGUUACUGAUUGACGUUGACUGUAGACGUCUCAGAUGAUGAUCUAAUGACCUAAAUUUAUAUUUUAGAGGGACUUGGUCAACACUGAAUCGGUUCAGUCAAGGUGUGGGGGUUUGGAAUCCGUACAGCUAAGUGUUAAUGUGACUAAUCCCUCUAUUACCCCUUUACCGCAGUAACUGCACGGCUUCAAUCAAGAGUAAUUUUAACCUGAAUUACCUGAAGGAUGUUUUUAGUCUGAAGAAAAUCAGUCCUACACUGGCAUCAAGAUUAAUUUAGGAGCCAGCAAAGCCAUGUGAACACGUCCAGUCCAGUUCAGUUCAGAUCAGAAGUUGUGGGUUGUACAACAGCAGCACUAAAAUUAAUGUUGCUUUAAUUUGCAUGAAAGUACAGAACUUUUUGUUCUUACUGUAAUUAUUACUGAAACAUUUACUGCAAGUUUAGUUUAAAUUAAAUAAUCAGAUCUUACAAAAGAUGAUGAGGGCCACAAGAAGAGAAAAAGAUAAUUACAGGAGGGAGAUUUUUUUAAUCUCAAAAUUUUGACAUUAUUCACCACAUUUCAUAAUCUCGAAAUUUCAAGUUUGUUGACAUCAUUUCUUUUUUUCUUUUUUUUUUAAUCUCGAAAUUUCGACUUUAAUCUCCCUCCUGUAAUUAUUGAUUAUAUGUGGCCCUAAUCCUCUUCUGUAGAUCUGAACCGUCUCUCUGUUUGUCGUGAGUUUUACUGUUUAGUAACAGGUCCUCCAGUUGAGUGCAGGUUCUGUUUUGUUUUUGGUGGUUGCUGUAGGAGGAGACAGUAUAAGUUUGAUUUGAUAACGCUUCACCAAAAUGAAAAAAAUGUCACCCUUUCACCGUAAAAAUCUUUUCACUCUCACUAACAGCCUUCCUGGUUCGUCAUUUCUUAGUGCUCUUUUUCUACUUUACUUUUUUUGUCACGUUAAACUCUAGUUUUCAAUCUUAACGUCUUCCUCUUUGUUUCCACAGCGAGACCUGUCCAAAGCCUCCAACGCCAAAAUCCAGCACGACAUCCUGAACUCCACCAGCACCAACCUUUGACCUCUCCACUCUUAGGGUCACUGCGGCAGACACCAUCAUAACUCAGUCCAUUUAUAAUCAAGUCCUGACCCCCUUUAAUGCGGUCCUCUACUUCCCACUGCUCCCUGCUUUUAAGUGUAAAUGAAGGUAAUAAUAUAUAAAGUGUUGAGUUGGUCGUCACUCUGUCUAUGAGGGUAAAAGAGGUUCGUAUCAUAAAUAAAACUAACACUACUUCGGCUCUCUAAAUGUACUGAGGCGCAUGUAAAUGAAAAAAAGUGACAAAAUAACUUAUAUUGUUUUCUGAAGUUAUGCAAUCCGGAGUUACAGG